AUGCACGAAGUGACAAAUGUUUCCAUUAUUCUAUUCAUGGCCGCUUUCGGCGGCCUCUUCAUCGGUCUCAACCUGGCGUCCAUGACGGGCAUCCUCGAUGUCAUGAUAUUCUCGUCCGACCCAGAUUCACCGUUUCAGCGAGAACUCGUGACUUUCGUAAUGCCUUUUGGCUCAAUACUGGGGGCCCUCAUAUCUUCGUAUAUCGUUGACCAAUUCGGAGUGUCGAGCCCGUUGCGCGGGGCGAUUCUGCUUCUUCUAUACGUGUUAAUCGGCACCGGUAUCCUGUCGACAAAUGGCAUCCAGUUCAUGGCAACCCGGCUCAUCGGGCGGACAGUUCCUGGAAACGACGAACCAGAAGCUGUUGUUUCUGCUCUUCGGGUCUCGUUUAUCCUUCAAAUCAUCCCUGGCCUUGUGUUCAUGAUGUUUGCAUUGACGAUGCCCGAGAGCCCGUAUCGUCUUGCCUCCCGGGGCCAUUGGCGUGAGGCCCACGGAUUGAUGGCCGCGCUGGAGGAUGGCACCACGACUGAUCCCAAAGUUCUGGCGCACUAUGAGCAAAUGCGAGCCGAGAUCCAAGCUCGACGCGGAAGUGGACGGCCGAGGCUGCUCAUGUUGUUCCAUGCAUCGGAAAGGAGCAAGCUCGUGUUGGGCGUGUACCACGCUACCCAUGUCUUGGCUUCAGCAGGAAUCGUUUGGUACCCCUUGGCCGUGUCCCUUGUAUAUCUAUUCAACGUCAUCGCUGCGAUGGCGGGCUCAAGUAUUGCGGAUAUUUGGGGUCGGCGAUUGACCCUGAUGUCUGGCUCCAUUGUGAUGAUAGCAUGCCUUAUGAUAAUGGGGAUCAUCCAGGUCGGAUUUGCCGAGCUCAACUUGGGCUAUUUCGAGGACCCUUUCUUUGACAACUUGGUCUACGUCAUCCGAAACCCCAGCGUUUCCAAUACCAUGCUGGCUUUUGUCUCUCUAUCUGUAGUCACUUAUGCGGCUACAUGGGGUCCCACGUCUUGGGCCUAUUCGACAGAGAUAUUCCCGACUUACCUUCGCAGCAGAGGGGUUGCGCUGUGUACGGCGAGCUUCUGGGUGGGCAAUUGUAUCAUGACCCUUGCGGUACCCAGCAUGCUCAACUUCGUUGCUUUUUUGCACGCGCUGGCUGGUUUUCGCGAGACCCAAGGAGGCCCGCUGGAGGAGAUGGACGAUCUCUUCAAUUCAGAAGACUUUGCAUGGCACUUUCAGGCGAGGGGGGUCAAGUUCAACCACUUGGUGUCGCGGUUUGAGAAUGACCCGUCUGUGGUUGGCAAUGCUGCUCGCGAUGCUGAUAGGCCGGCGCAGGAGGAUAUUGAAUUGGGAUCAAUGGACGGCAAUACCAUCACCAAUGUAGUUGCUGUAUAG
Trichoderma aggressivum f. europaeum is the source of this 1380-nucleotide messenger RNA. RefSeq lists its product as uncharacterized. The transcript has 6 exons. Gene Ontology annotation, biological process: transmembrane transport; carbohydrate transport. The coding region runs from base 1 to 1380 and encodes 459 amino acids. Gene Ontology annotation, molecular function: carbohydrate:proton symporter activity. The record is from RefSeq and is a predicted model, not a curated record. NCBI's taxonomy places the organism in Eukaryota, Fungi, Ascomycota, Sordariomycetes, Hypocreales, Hypocreaceae. Gene Ontology annotation, cellular component: membrane.